UACGAGUACUUGGCGAGGUCGUGGUGAAAAUGAGAGUGACGUUCAAGUUCCCCGUAUCGUCCUCGCGGGAAGGGGCGGCGGUGAUGGCGGUGAUGGCAGGGCGGCAGUGUGGCACCGGGGCUUAGGCGUAAAGGUGAUGUCAGCCACCCACUGUGCCCCGCGCGCCGGAAUAAAGGGCCAGGCAGUGCCACCCUAGUGCCAGACUGCUCCUGACACUGCCCCUGCCUGGGUGUGCCGAGGUGCCUCUGUUAGUGAUACCACUGCCACUACUGCUGCUACUGGUGCUAUUGUUACUACUACUACUACUACUGCUACUACUACUACUACUGCUACUGCUGGUGUCAUAGUGCCUCACUGGACAAGAUCUGUUGUGUUGUCAAGGAUAGUUAGCCAUCAGCUGUCCUCCACACCACCACCACCACCACCACCACCACUGGUGGUGCCGGUGCCACUGGUGCCACACUGGACAAGAGCAAGGCCAGUGAGCCAGCUGCUCUCCACGCCCCGCCUGUCCCGUGACGGACCUUCAGCUGAGGCGUGAUAACCCUGCUGGGCGCGACGCUCCCCUACCAGCGUGCCCCGCAGCACCCAUGAUGUUCCCCGACGUGCGCGGCGCCCCUGACGAGGGUGAUGACAUGGACGAGGGCGCGUGCCUGCAGGAGGUGAGCGCGGCGCACGUGCAGCGGCAGUUCUUUGACGUACGCGUGCUGGCGUCAGGCUGGUACACGCAGGUGUUCAGCGCUAGGCACCAGCGGCUGUCUGAAGGGCGCCGCCUGGUGCUGAAGGCCGUGCGGCGCGGCACCACCACGCGCAGGGACUUCCUACGGGAGGCGCGCCACCACGCCUUCCUGUCCGCCUGCCCCCACGUGCUGGCUUGCUUCCCCCGGCCUUCGCCACCGUCUCAUCCUUCGUGCUGCCCCUAGAGGAGGCGCCCGCGGGAGACCUGGCGGGGCUGGUGGGGCGCGGCGGCGUGGGCGAGGAGGCUGCGCAGCGCGUGGCGGCACAGGUGGGCGCCGCGGUGUCCUUCACGCACGCAGCGGGCGUGGUCCACCGCGAUGUGACGCCCGCCAACCUGCUAGCCAUGGACGCCGCGCUGGGCCAGGUCAAGCUGGCGGACUUCGGGGCCACGCGCCGCGCUGGGGCCAUGGUGACCCGCGGCGCCCUGCCCCUAUCCUGGCUGGCGCCCGAGGUGGCCUGCCUUCACGCCCACGACCUGUACGCCGCGCACCCCGCGCAGGACGCGUGGCAGCUGGGCCUGCUGCUGGUGGUGCUGCUCACGGGGGCGCUGCCCUGGGCCGCCGCUGACCCAGAGGACCCGCACUACGCCGCCUGGGUGGCGUGGGCGCACCACGCCUCCACCGGACUGCCGCCUCGCUUCAGGCUGUUCUCGCCGCGCCUGCUGUGCCUGCUGCGCCGUCUGCUGCACCCUGAGCCCGAGCUGCGGUGCCCCGCGGCGGCCCUGCAGCAGGAGGCGGAGGCGGGGCGGCGGUGGCUGGCGCGGGACCCUGACCCCUUCGACCCCUGCCUGCAGGACGCCCCGCGCCCCGCAGCCUUCCUGCGCCGCGCCGAGCAGCGCGUGGCCAGAGUGCUGCGGCGCUACCUGCGGCGCGCUAGUCCCAAGUAUAAGAAGGUGACCUUCGCCGCGGUGCUGGAGGAGCGACGCGAGGUGGAGCGCGACGAGGAGGAGGAGGAGGAGGAGGAGGAGGAGGAGGAGGAGGAGGAGGAGGAGGAGCAGCAGCAGCAGGACAUGGGAGGCUGGUUCUUGGGCAGUGAGUGCAUCCUGGACUACUACUGUGCCCCGCCCUGACCCGCUACGCACCCCCCACGCCGACGCUACUGUACCUGCCUGCCCGGCGCCGCCCCGCGCCUGACUCACGGGGCGCCACACACUGGCGGCACUCACACUAUUUUUCUAUGACGCGUCACCGCUUUGUACCUUUUUGUACUUUUUUACUGCGAGGACGAGGAGGACAACGGAGAACAACAACAAGAACAAGAACAAGAAGAAAAAGAAGAAAAAGAAGAGGAGGAGGAGGAGGAGGAAGAGAAAAGGAGGUUAAUGUUCCUAUUUUGAGGUUAAAAUAAACGGAGAGAUUUAUACUCUGUGAACUUUUGCUUGUUCCCUGCCACCCCGCGCCCUUACGCACGCACGCACACACACACACACACACACACACACACACACACACACACACACACACACACACACACACACACACACACACACACACACACACACACACACACACACACACA
Molecule: messenger RNA, 2256 nt
Organism: Scylla paramamosain (green mud crab)
Lineage: Eukaryota; Metazoa; Arthropoda; Malacostraca; Decapoda; Portunidae
Product: serine/threonine-protein kinase SBK1-like
Exons: 1
Coding region: 1082-1807 (241 amino acids)
Biological process (GO): peptidyl-serine phosphorylation; peptidyl-threonine phosphorylation
Molecular function (GO): ATP binding; protein serine/threonine kinase activity
Source: RefSeq, a predicted model, not a curated record